AUGUCUGCCACACAUGUCUUCGAGUCUGGCUUCAGAAACUUGGAAUCACACCUCCUCGAGAACCUCAUCCGGGCGCAUCUUGAACGCGCCUUGGAAGACUUGGACCAAAGGUCACCGCCCCAACCGUUCUCGUCGUCAAAUUCCCGUGACCUGCUCAUAGAGAUGGGCGAUUACUUUUCUCGCACUGCCGUGAUGUGGGGCUACUUGACCGAUAACCUCUUGAAUGCUCCUAAUCUAGCCCAAGCCGCGAUCAAGGCCCACGAGCGUUCUCGCACAGACAGUGGCAUGUCAGAUCUUUCCGAGAUUGCCCAGAUUGAUCUUGACACCACUCGUCUUCGGUACGCCCACUCACUUGAAUUCCGAACAUCAUGCCUCUCCUACAAACACUCGCCGUCACGUGUGCUAAUUUGUCAUGGUUCCCAUCACAGCAAGAUUAGAGACUUGGGCCUUGAGUUCUCGCGCCAAGUCCAGGCGACCUGGAGGCCGCAGUCUCCCCUUGCCAACGUGCCUCCGGGAAUUCCGGUGCCCUCCAUCUCGCCAUACUGUGAAACGAAGUCGCCCAUGUCCAGCAAGUCCCUGUCGAUGGUGAGGGACGGCGAACGGCGGGCAGUCAAGGCGCGCAAACUAUUGCCCGACAGAAAUUCGCAGGCUCAUGUCAAUGUGGCGCAAAAAUCACCCGAUUCUGAUGACAGCGAGGACGACAUGUUUCCCCACAUUAACAUGGAAGCACUGAGACAGAGAGGAAAAGGCAGCUACUCCUGCCCAAAGUCCUACCAGUGCAGGAAAGGGGGGGUCGACAGGGACGGCAACCUCGUCAUCUUCGACCGUAACUCAUCAUUUGCGUACGUGGUCACUGCCGUCCCGUUGGAGAAUCGUGCCCUGCGAGGAAUCGCAUCCGCACGCCGGACCCCAAUGUCGGGGAUCGAAGCAUGA
Messenger RNA from Drechmeria coniospora, 933 nucleotides. RefSeq lists its product as uncharacterized. Lineage: Eukaryota; Fungi; Ascomycota; Sordariomycetes; Hypocreales; Ophiocordycipitaceae. The coding region runs from base 1 to 933 and encodes 310 amino acids. The transcript has a single exon. The record is from RefSeq and is a predicted model, not a curated record.